GCUUGUAUACAGAUGAUCGGAUCUCUACAAAGUCAAUAUGGAAACUAUAACAUUACAAUAAGAAGUCCGCAUGUUCAUGUUACUUGUGUAAACGACACCACACUGGUCGGAAGUAGUAAUGUCACGUGUAAAAAUCAUAAGUGGCAACCAGGUUUUCCUCAUUGUUUAGUGAACUGUCCACCAAUACCACCUCCAUCGAAUAUUAUUGCAGCGAAUACGUUAUCUAAUGUAAAGACAAAAGACAGAAAUCGAUCAGCCGGUUCAACUAUUUCUCUUUCAUGUGUAACAUCCGGGUAUGUUGUGGACGGCUCGUCUAGAAUAACGUGUCAAUCAGAUAGAUCUUGGAAACCAAACAUUCCGAAAUGCAGACCUAGACAGUAUCCACCAGAGAGACAAUGGAUGACGAUAUUAGCUAUAGCCGGACCAGCAGCUUUAGUAUUGGUAGUUUGUGUGAUUGUUUUAGGAAAAUUAUUGCUCAAACGAAGACUGAAGAAAUCAGAAAUACAGGACGCUAUACAUCUAUCACAGAAAACUGAAACAACGCCGUUUUAUAAAGUUUGGACAAUACGAAGGACACAAAAGAAAAUAAUUCAGGCUGUAGAUCUUUCUUCAUUAAAGAAUAAAGCAAGUAAAAUGUUUAAUACUCCGCAAGAUAAAUACUUGAAACUAGUAUUAGAAGAAGAUGGAUCAGAGAUUCAAACAACGCCCUCUAUGGUUCUAUGUCAAAAGAAAGUAUUAAUGGUUAUAGAUAAGAACGACAAAUGGAAACCCAUUUCAUCGGAUGAGAGUGAGAAAAUAAGAUUAACCUACGAUGUGUGUUCAUUCGAUCGAAAGCAAAGAAAGUUAUUUCUAGCAAACAGUUUAAAAGAUCUGAUAGACCAAGUACAACAUAUCUUUGGACAAGAAGAUAAUUAUUUGUGCCUUGAGAUUGAUGGUACGGUAAUUGAUGAUGAUAUUUCUCUGACUGCUGUUGCUGGGCAACAAUUGAUGUCAAUGAAUGAAACAACCGGGUGGAAACCGUUGCCCCCUGGAGAGAUAACAGAGGGUUUGUCUGAAUUGAAAACUGAUGAGCAAUCCAACGACAAAAAAGAUUGUUACAAAGUAUGGUCAAAAGAUCUUCGUUAUAAGAAGAUAAUAUUUGCCAGUGAUUUAGUUGAUUUACACAUAAAAGCUGCAAGAGCUUUGUGUCUGCAACCACCUAUUGAAAUAUCUCUGUUGAAUGAUGACGUCCCAAUAUUUGAUAACCAACAACUUAUACAUCAUAGAAAGGAUAUUUUGCUAGCAAUAGAGGCUGGUGAUGCGUACAGCGUAGCUAUGACGUCAGAAUACACAGAGAUGCCGGAUGUACUCCAACAGACGCCAUACAGACGGAACAAUACGAACGACACGUACUUUUGACAAUAUCACGUGUUUUAAAU
This is a messenger RNA of Mytilus trossulus (common blue mussel), 1418 nucleotides long. RefSeq lists its product as uncharacterized. Gene Ontology annotation, biological process: regulation of apoptotic process; apoptotic process. NCBI's taxonomy places the organism in Eukaryota, Metazoa, Mollusca, Bivalvia, Mytilida, Mytilidae. The transcript has 10 exons. The record is from RefSeq and is a predicted model, not a curated record. Bases 13 to 1398 code for a protein of 461 amino acids.